Caenorhabditis remanei is the source of this 639-nucleotide messenger RNA. RefSeq lists its product as uncharacterized. NCBI's taxonomy places the organism in Eukaryota, Metazoa, Nematoda, Chromadorea, Rhabditida, Rhabditidae. Bases 1 to 639 code for a protein of 212 amino acids. The record is from RefSeq and is a predicted model, not a curated record. The transcript is spliced from 5 exons.
AUGAAUCAAAAAAUCGGAGUCCGUGUUGAAAUGCUGAAUUUGAUCUACGAAAACGAGACGACAAUCACGUCGACAGGACACCCGAGAUGUCGAUUGACACUGCAUAAGUCAGGCUGGGAUCGAGACACCUGUUCAAGUCCUCAAUUCAAACUUAAUGACACACUAUCCUGGUCAACAAGAGUGUGUUAUAAAUGGGUUUGUGAUACGACGAAAUACGCGAUGAGAGUGGAGAGUUGUUGGAUUGGCACUCCGAAAAUGCCGGUUUUCAUAGUGAGAGAUGAUGGGUGUACGAUUGAGAAGGCUAUUCUGACAUCUCCAGUUUAUACGUCGUUCAAUAGAGCCGCUGCAAUUGGGUGGAUGGCUGUUAGGCAGAAAAACAUGAAGUACAUGCACGUCGGUUGCACCAUUCGACUCUGCCAUCUCUGUGAUCCAGCUUGUCAGGAAAUUACGCCGCCACGAACAUGCAACGACUCCCGUGCGAAUGACUACGAGGCGAUGUGGAAUAGCUCGUCGAAAGUCAAAAAUCUGUGCUAUCCCUCUCCGUCAACUACAGAGAAUCCAGAUGGGGAAUCGAGCUCUGCGUGUUUUCUGAAUUUUGUAAAUGUUAUCAUUCUAAUACUUGUUCUUCUUUUCCGUUGA